AUCCUAAUCUGAGACUGGCCUGUGACUAAAAACUCAAUGAAUUGUCUUUAGAUGUGAGAGGGUCUGAGACUGUAGUUUUUCAAAAAUCUUUUCCAAAUCUUUGCAAAGUCUGGCAAUGUAAGGUAGGCUUAAGUUGCAGAACUUUCUAGUAACGUUAGCUAAGUUACAAAUAGCAACGGGACUGGUGCUGUCCUCACUAAAAAGAGUUGAAACUGAAACUUAACACCUCCUGGAGCUAAGGGGACCGGCGAGAGUAUCAUCUUGGAUUUUGAACCACCACGCGCUUAAGGGGCAUUCAUUCUUUACAUCCUUUCAAGAUAUAUUUCUCUGCUGAGAUUAUAUAAUAUAUCCGAUUUAGUAGUGAAAUUAACAUUCGCUAAUGUCAUAGGGCGAAGAGGGCCUAUUACCGCAGUGUUUAGCUUGCUAGUCACAGUUCGUACAGUGUCGUACAAUUUAAGUACAGUGAGGUAGUGAAACCUAGCACACUGGGACGUUAGCAAGCUACGUUGUCAAGCUACCUUUCCUCAUAACAUAACGUUACAUUGACAAUCUGCUCGACCAGCAAAUAUUCAAGACUAGGCAGGCAUGCCUUCUAAGCGGCGUUCACAGUCAUGGUCUGAAGUGAAGCAGACGGGCAACGAAUGUUUUAAAAAUGGCCAGUACGGAGAUGCUGCAUCCCUUUACAGCCAAGCUAUUCAGCUAUUGGAGAAAGCCGGUACCAACCAACAGGAUCUCAGCAUCCUUUAUUCAAACCGAGCAGCCAGUUAUUUAAAAGAUGGUAACUGUGAACAGUGUGUGAAGGAUUGUACAGUAUCUCUUGACUUGGUUCCUUACGGUAUGAAGUCUCUGUUGCGUCGAGCUGCAGCCUAUGAAGCCCUGGAAAGAUACAGAUUGGCAUAUGUGGACUACAAAACAGUCUUACAGAUAGACUGUAACGUCCCAUCAGCCCAUGAUGGAACAAACAGAAUGACAAAGGUUCUAACCGAAAUGGAUGGUCCGUCUUGGCGAGAGAAGCUCCCUCCUAUCCCAAUGGUGCCGAUGGCAGUUAAAGAGAAGCUUUUACAAUCGACAGCCCCAGCCUCAGCCCCAGCCUCAGCCCCAGCCCCAGCCUCAGCCCCAGCCCCAGCCCAAAACGCUCAACAAAAUGGUGUCAAAGAAAAAGCCAAGCCAGUUGUUAGCGAUGCGGCGAAGAAAAAAGGCAGGACUUUAAAAGAAGAGGGUAAUGCGCUGGUGAAGAAAGGAGACCAUAAGAAGGCGGUGGAGAAGUACACCCAGAGUCUCAAACAGGACCCUACAGAAAUCACAACUUACACUAACAGGGCGCUGUGUUACAACGCUUUGAAGAAGUACAAAGAAGCAGUGAAAGAUUGCUCUGAGGCUUUGGGACUGGAUGCAGCCAAUAUUAAAGCUCUAUACAGGCGUGCACAGGCAAACAAGGAGCUGAAGGAGAACAAAGCAUGCAUUGAGGAUCUGAACAGCCUGCUUAAAAUUGAGCCUCAGAACACCGCUGCACAGAAAUUAUUGAUUGAUGUGCAGAAGACUAAGUGAUGUUGUGGCGUAAUGGUCAGAAACAAGAAACAACAAGGGACCCUACCCCAACCUGCUGUUCAUGUUCCAAGUGCCUACGAGACAGCCUAAGCUUGAGUUCUCCUCAUAUUUAUCUAACUUCAAACUUUUCAUCACGCACGUUUCCUCACAGGUGUGCUCAGUGUCCGUUGAUCUCUCCUCUGCUUUCAAGUUGUGCAUGACAUAGGAACCAAAUGUGGUGAAUAGAUAUUUUAAAUGUUUAUGUAAAUGUUUGAAGGUGGUGAAUCUGCGUCACUCUGAAAAUGUUUUCUUUUUGUUGGGUCAAAUAUUACCUACAUGUUUUCCUUCGUAGAUCCACUGGUGCUGUUUUCAAAUGCAGAAUGCAAAUACAGCGGCGUGUAGUAUAGGUAAUCAUUGUAACGGACAUAGUUGUUAAAUUAUAAUUAACAAUUAUAAUAGUUAGUUGGUUAAGCCUUUUAGAAUCAGUCAUAAACAAUCUCCUGUAUAACAUGGACACAAAAUAAUACCGUCAUAACUUUAUAUUGGCUUACACCAUAUCAUAACAAUCAUAGGUUGUUCAGCAUAUACAGUACAUCAUGCAACAUUUGUUUUAUUCAUACAAGGCACAAUGAGGUCAGUUGUUAGCGGAUCAAUAUUGGUAUUGUUAUAUCGAUGUUUUUGUAAUGACUACUUGCCGAAUUAAAAAUUAUGUCUGGCGUCUGUAUUCAGCGACUAAAAUGUCAGUACUCGAGCCGUGUUAACUGAUUAAGAAACUUCCAGAGAUUCAUCUACCUGCCAAUUAAUUUGCUUCUGCACAGAACAUUGCAGGCAGGUAGAGGACUUGCGAAUUGUGUAAGUCUGCCAUAAAUGUGCAAGAGACAUAACGUACAGGGUUUUAAGAAAAGCUUCAGUUAGCUAGUAAUAAUUGCAUUUAGGGCUUCUCAAAUUAAACUUACCUUUUGUAAUAGCUCAGAGUUAACUGUAGGGCAUUGUUGCAUUCGCUGACAGCCUUAAAAUGUUCAUCACUCAGGUCUCACUUGCUUGAAGCAAGACAUAUUUAACUUCAUGUUUACAUUAUUGAACAUGCUGCAUAUCCAAGUGAAGUCACUAUAUAACUAUAUAUUCACUAUAUAGUCACUCUCUUGUGUGGUUUGAUUCAGUCUAAUUAUGAAACUUCACAGAAUGUGUAUUAUCUCUACAACUGAAGAAUGAGUUGUGAAUCUUUGUGAGAAAGUUCAGCACUGACCCACUUUGGUGUUAUUGUCCAAUUAAAACAAAAUUCAUGAUAAA
Sardina pilchardus (European sardine) is the source of this 2817-nucleotide messenger RNA. RefSeq names its product translocase of outer mitochondrial membrane 34 (gene tomm34). Gene Ontology annotation, cellular component: mitochondrion; cytosol. The transcript has 8 exons. NCBI's taxonomy places the organism in Eukaryota, Metazoa, Chordata, Actinopteri, Clupeiformes, Clupeidae. Bases 586 to 1548 code for a protein of 320 amino acids. Gene Ontology annotation, molecular function: heat shock protein binding. The record is from RefSeq and is a predicted model, not a curated record.